AUGGCGAGCAAGCGAAAAUCCACAACCCCGUGCAUGGUUCGGACAUCACAAGUAGUAGAACAAGAUGUGCCCGAGGAAGGAGACAGGGCCAAAGAAAAAGGAAACAGCACAACACAGCCUGAAACAACCAAGGACAGUUGGACAGUAGAACCCGAGAACUCUUCCAAAGAAAAUGAAGUGAUAGAAGUGAAAUCUACAGGGGAAAACCAAUCCAAAAAACUCCAAGGUGGUUAUGAAUGCAAAUACUGCCCCUACUCCACGCAAAACCUGAACGAGUUCACGGAGCACGUUGACACGCAGCACCCCAACGUGAUUCUCAACCCCUUAUACGUGUGUGCCGAAUGUAACUUCACAACCAAAAAGUACGACUCCCUGUCUGACCACAACUCCAAGUUCCAUCCCGGGGAGACCAACUUCAAGCUGAAGUUAAUCAAGCGCAAUAAUCAAACUGUCUUAGAGCAGUCCAUCGAAGCCACCAACCACGUCGUGUCCAUCACCACCAGCGGCCACGGAAGCGGCGACGGUGAUCCCGGAAUCUCAGUGAGUAAAACCCCCAUCAUGAAGCCAGGGAAACCAAAAGCCGAUGCCAAGAAGGUGCCCAAGAAGCCGGAGGAGGCCACGCCCGAGAACCACGUGGAAGGGACUGCCCGCCUGGUGACAGACGCGGCUGAGAUCCUCUCGAGACUCGGAGGCGUGGAGCUCCUCCAGGACACAUUAGGGCACGUCACGCCUUCUGUCCAGCUCCCACCAAAUAUCAACCUUGUCCCGAAGGUCCCCGUCCCGCUGAAUACUACCAAAUACAACUCUGCCCUGGAUACGAAUGCCACCAUGAUCAACUCCUUCAACAAGUUCCCUUACCCGACCCAGGCCGAGUUGUCCUGGCUGACAGCUGCUUCCAAACACCCAGAAGAGCACAUCAGAAUCUGGUUUGCCACACAGCGCUUAAAGCAUGGCAUCAGCUGGUCCCCGGAGGAGGUGGAGGAGGCCCGGAAAAAGAUGUUUAAUGGCACCAUCCAGUCAGUACCCCCCACGAUCACCGUGCUGCCGGCCCAGCUGGCGCCCACAAAGAUGUCACAGCCCAUCCUCCAGACAGCUCUGCCGUGCCAGAUUCUCGGCCAGACCAGCCUGGUGCUGACUCAGGUGACCAGCGGAUCAACAACGGUCUCCUGCUCCCCCAUCACGCUUGCCGUGGCCGGAGUGACCAACCAUGGCCAAAAAAGGCCUUUAGUGACUCCCCAGGCCGCCCCCGAGCCCAAGCGUCCACACAUCGCUCAGGUGCCAGAGCCCCCGCCCAAGGUGGCCAACCCUGUGCUGACGCCAGCCAGUGACCGCAAGAAGACAAAGGAGCAGAUUGCGCAUCUCAAGGCAAGCUUUCUCCAGAGCCAGUUUCCUGACGAUGCUGAGGUCUAUCGGCUCAUCGAGGUGACCGGCCUUGCCAGGAGUGAGAUCAAGAAGUGGUUCAGCGAUCACCGGUAUCGGUGUCAAAGAGGCAUCGUCCACAUCACCAGCGAAUCCCUUGCCAAAGACCAGUUGGCCAUCGCAGCCUCCCGACACGGCCGCGCGUACCACGCGUACCCGGACUUUGCCUCACAGAAAUUCAAAGAAAAAACACAGGGUCAGAUUAAAACCCUGGAGGACAGCUUUUUGAGAAGCUCUUUCCCGACCCAAGCAGAACUGGAUAGACUAAGGGUGGAAACCAAGCUGAGCAGGAGAGAGAUCGAAUCCUGGUUCUCAGAGAGACGGAAGCUUCGGGACAGCAUGGAACAAGCAGUCUUGGAUUCCAUGGGGACUGGCAAAAAAGGCCAAGAUGUGGUGGCCCCCAAUGGUGCUCUGUCUCGACUUGACCAGCUCUCCGGUGCCCAGUUAGCCAGUUCUCUGCCCAGCCCUUCACCAGCAAUUACGAAAAAUCAAGAACAGGUACAUCUCCUGCGGAGCACGUUUGCAAGAACCCAGUGGCCUACUCCCCAGGAGUAUGACCAGUUAGCAGCCAAGACGGGCCUGGUCCGAACUGAAAUUGUGCGCUGGUUCAAAGAGAACAGGUGCUUGCUAAAAACCGGAACCUUAAAGUGGAUGGAGCAGUACCAGCACCAGCAGAUAGGGGGAGAUCACGUUUACGACGCCCCACCAAGGAAACCAGUGAAAGCCGUCAUCACCGAGAGUCCAAAGAACGGAAGUGACGUGGGUCAGCAACAUUACAAGGACCCCAAAAAGCUCUGUGAAGAGGACCUGGAGAAGCCGGUACCCAGGGUGAAAGUGAGCAACGAGCAAGCCAAGGAUGGUGUGCCGGCCAAGCCUUCUGAAGCCACCUCGGACAGGUCGGAGGGCAGCAGCCGGGACGGCCAGGGCAGCGACGAGAAUGAGGAGUCGGGCGUUGUGGAUUGGGUGGAGGUCACGGUCGGAGAGGAGGACGCCAUCUCAGACAGGUCGGAUAGCUGGAGUCAGACGGCAGCCGAAGGCACCGCAGAACAGGCCGGCUCGGACUCCGACAGCAUCCCUGCCGAGGCUGGCCAGGCCUAA
Messenger RNA from Puma concolor (puma), 2517 nucleotides. NCBI's taxonomy places the organism in Eukaryota, Metazoa, Chordata, Mammalia, Carnivora, Felidae. The record is from RefSeq and is a predicted model, not a curated record.